UUGACUAUGUAUAUGCAUGGAGAGAUAAAAGCUCCGUGGGCGUAUGAGUUUCCUUUUCUUCAUCUCUGCAAUCAAGCCGCCAUUAAUCUUUCUGUAUAUCUUCCCUUAAUCUCUUGAGUUAAUCUCUUCGCAUCGUCGUUAUCUCUCUCCCACCUUUCUCUCGUUUGUUUCCGUAUUUAUUCCUCAAAACCCAAAAUCAAUCUUUGGAGUGUUAAACCCAAGAUCUUCUUCUUCUUCGGUUCUGAAUCAUGGACGCGACUCAGAGAAACGCGAACGGCCGUUGGAUUCCGGAGACGGUGACGCAGCCGGCGCCGGCGAGCAAUGCAGGUCGUGGAAUGCUGUCAGUGCCUUCCAUCGAUUUCCCCUACCCAUAUUUCGGAGCUCAGUGGGUUUCCCCUCUCGAUGGUCUGGAAGCCCUAGAAUCCAGAUUUUCCCGGGUGGGUUUAUCCGAUUCCAACGUUCCCCAUCAUCAUCCGCAAUCGCAGCCGCCGCUAUGGAACAGUAAACACUUGAAUCAGGGCUUUGUCGACAGACGGAUGAACACCGUCCGUGGUUACAGGGUUUCUCUGGAUUAUCGGCUAGAGACGGAGCGUGAACGGAUGAAUCGGUUGCAUAGACUUCGGUAUCAGAACGAUUACGCUAAUGGGUCUUUCCGGUUUGAUGCUUCUAGGGAUAGUAGCAGUAGCAGCAGCAGUAGUAGUCUCAUGGGUCAGGAUAGGGUUCUUAGGAAUGGCUUCCGCAAUGGUAAUCUAGGAGAGGUUCCUUAUCGGUCAAGAAAUAGCGCCACGGUUCAGAGGCCGACACAAUUCGAUUUCGCGGCUCUGGUGAAUUCUCAGGGAGAUAUAGUGAGGAUAGCUCAGCAUCGAUCGUACAGUAGUCACUUGCGUAAUAGCAUCAAGAAUGGAUCGAGAGAUAUGUUUAAUAUGAUCUUCGACGAGGUUAUCCCUCAUAUCUGUCAAUUGAUGGUUGACCCUUUUGGCCAUAAUGUUGUUGACGAGCUUGUUGAGGGAUGCUCUGAAGGACAGAUAACUCAGAUUCUUGAUUUGCUAACGAGGUGUUAUUUUCAGCUUAUUUUCAUUUGCAACCAGUCGCACCGGGCUCACACAAUACAAACAUUCAUAAGGUGUCUAAAGUCUCCACAGCAAAAACACAGAUUCAUGACUGCGAUAAGCCGCAUAUCACUUCAAUUGAUCAAGAACGCUAAUGGCUGCCAUGUGAUUUACUACUGUUUGUCCAAACUCGGCCUUGAAUUCAACAUGCCUAUUGUUGAAGCAGUUGCUAAAUCUUUCUAUGAAAUUGCGUUGGAUCAAUACGGUUGUUGUGUGGUUCAACAAUGUAUUAGCCACUCCCCUGAUGAGGUAAAACAAUAUUUGAUCGGCGAGAUAAUCCUCAAUGCUUUACCAUUCUCCAGUCACUGCUACGGAAACUAUCUGGUUCAAUUUGUGGUGACUGAACUGGACGAUGGAAGGACAGAAGAUCUUCUGAGACGGCUUGGAGGAUGUUUCUCGGCUCUGUCUCGGGACAAGUACGGAAGUCACGUUGUCGAGAAGCUUCUGAAAGAUUUGAAGGAAGAAUUUUCUAGAAGAAUCCAAUGGGAGGUUCUUAGAGAUGCUCGUAUACUUCUUGUCCAUCCAAAUGGAAACUUUGUCAUGCAGACUACAUGGAAAGUAUCCCAGGACGAUAUACGAAACAAAUUGAAGGCAUACAUUCUAGAGAACAUUCAAGUAAUGAGGUGCAACAAGUUUGGUAAGAAAGUACUGAAUAAGAUAAAAAAUUUCUGAAGUUGCAGUGAAAUUUUUACAAAAGGAGGUGUUAGGGUGUUUGGUCGGUGGAAGACAUGGAUUCUUGGUUAGUGUUUUUUUUUUCGUUCUGUUGGUUUUUUUUAAUAUGUG
Molecule: messenger RNA, 1892 nt
Organism: Tarenaya hassleriana
Lineage: Eukaryota; Viridiplantae; Streptophyta; Magnoliopsida; Brassicales; Cleomaceae
Product: putative pumilio homolog 13
Exons: 5
Coding region: 249-1781 (510 amino acids)
Biological process (GO): post-transcriptional regulation of gene expression
Cellular component (GO): cytoplasm
Molecular function (GO): mRNA binding
Source: RefSeq, a predicted model, not a curated record